Messenger RNA from Dipodomys spectabilis (banner-tailed kangaroo rat), 7993 nucleotides. It is a transcript of the gene Svil, whose product is annotated as supervillin. Gene Ontology annotation, molecular function: phosphatidylinositol-4,5-bisphosphate binding; actin filament binding. Lineage: Eukaryota; Metazoa; Chordata; Mammalia; Rodentia; Heteromyidae. The transcript has 39 exons. The record is from RefSeq and is a predicted model, not a curated record. Bases 647 to 7105 code for a protein of 2152 amino acids. Gene Ontology annotation, cellular component: actin cytoskeleton; cytoplasm. Gene Ontology annotation, biological process: barbed-end actin filament capping; cytoskeleton organization; actin filament severing.
CCGCUGGGGCAGCUGCGGCCACUGGGAGUCCAGUGGACGACGGUCCCCGGCCACUCUUGGAAACAGCCAGCUUGAGCCGGGAUCCUUGCCGUGGCCACCGAGGUCCGUGCCGCCGCCACCGAGGUCCUCGUGUGUCGCGCGCCCCCCUGGUCGUGGGGAACUAGGGACUGGGCGGAGAAGCCGGCAGGUGGGCAAGGGCGCAACCGAGCCUCCCUCCCCCCUCCGCCCCUCCACUAGGCAGGAGCUUGAGAAGAUUCGAGCUGCACUGGACACAGGUUGUUUUCUAAAAUUAAAGAAGCUCAAGAAGAGAUGGUGAGUUCUCUUUGAGUUUCAACCAACAGGAUAAAAGAGUUCAAGUAGAGAAGCUUGAAGACACCGAAAGCUGAGAUAAUAUGAUUCUGAAGUUAAUCCACAUUUGAAGCCAUGAUUUAAAUAUCAGCACUAAGAUUUUAACAAGAAAAAUUUAAACUUCAUUGGAUUUCCACAUCAAAGGAAAGUCCCAAGCUUUCAGAACGAGUUCACUCUUGAAAGUAAAGAGCAGCUUGCUAACCACAAAAGGGAACUCGAUGCCAAGUUUUUAGCUGCACUUCCUAAAGUUGCAGACUUAAGAAAAAUCUUUGAACCAAAGAGGAAAGAGAUUUUAGAAAUGAAGAGAAAAGAAAGAAUUGCCAGGCGCUUGGAAGGAAUCGAAAAUGAUGCCCAGCCCAUCCUCUUGCAGAGUUGCACAGGGCUGGUGACCCAUCGUCUCUUGGAGGAAGACACACCCAGAUACAUGCGCGCCACCGACCCUGCCAGCCCCCACAUUGGCCGGUCCAAUGAAGAGGAGGAAACUUCUGGUUCUUCUUUAGAGAAACACACUCAAGCUCAGUGCUGCACUGAGACCACAGGCAUCCACAGUGAUCCCACCUGUAGUUCAGGUUCCAUGGACACUCACAGUCUUGAGUCGAAAGCUGAAAGAAUUGCGAGGUACAAAGCAGAAAGGAGACGGCAACUGGCAGAGAAAUAUGGACUGACUCUGGAUCCCGAGGCUCACUCUGAAUAUUCAUCACGUUAUACCAAAUCCAGGAAGGACCCUGAUGCUGUGGAGAAACGAGGAGGAGUAAGUGAUAAGCAUGAAGAGUCAAGUUCUCCAUACUCUAGGGCUGAGGGCCUGGGGCUCAGGACCUCCAUGGUGGACUCCAAGGAAUACACCCUCCACUGGAAUGAAACUUCUGACAAGGAGGUGCUGCUCAACGUGGAAAACCAAAGACGAGGUCAAGAUCUGAGUGCCACCCGCCAGGCCCAUGACCUGCCCCCAACAGUGGAGAAUUCCUCAUCCUUCUCAUUCUCUGGGCGAGGCGCCUCCAUCACCGAAGUGCCAAGAUCCCCCAAACAAGUGCCCAGCUCCUCCCUUCAGCAAUCUGCCUCCCCAAACCACUCCAUCAAUGACCCCCCGCUGCCCUCUGAGGCUCGAUCCAGUACAGGGAAGCCCAAACAUGAGUGGUUUCUCCAGAAAGAUUCCGAAGGGGACACACCUUCACUUAUCAACUGGCCUUCCAGAGUUAAAGUUAGAGAAAAAUUGGUGAAAGAGGAGAGUGCUCGCAGCAGCCCCGAACUCGCCUCCGAGCCAUUAACUCAGAGGAGACAUCAACCAGUGCCAGUCCAUUAUCUGUCCUUUCAGUCAGAGAAUUCCGCCUUUGACAGGGUCAUGAGCAAAGCAGUGAGCUCUGGGCAACAGCUUAGCCGUGGUUGUGUCCAGCCAGAAAAUCCCAUCCACACUGUCAAGUUGGUAACUACAGAAACCCCAGAACAUGUGUCUGAAAGCAGCUGGGUGGGAUCAGCCACUUUGGAUGUCAUAAAUCCUCCCACAUUGAAGAUUCUAGAAGGUGAGCCAAGGGAUGUUCCAGCCCUCCAUAUUUGUGAGUCAAAAGCAGAAGAUGCGCCCUUCUCUGAAGCACCUGAGAAGAGCCAUAAAACAAUCGUUACCUUAAAGGAUGGAAUUGGAAUGAGCUUCCAAGAUUCCCCUCACAACGAAAACUUAGGUAAGCUCGUCGUUAGCACUGUCACCUUAGAGCAUCACAAGGAACCACAAGCUCAGCACGAGCCUGCUGAGAAAACAAGCCGGAGUGAGAUGGUUCUGUAUGUUCAGAGUGAGCCUGUAUCUCAAGAUGCCACGUUGACCCAUCACCCAAAGAAAGCCUCUCCAAGGAAGCACAAGGUCCUUACCCGCUCGCUGUCUGAUUACAUGGGUCCCCCUCAGCUCCAGGCUUUAAGACAGAAGGACCCAGCCUCAAAGCGAGAGCUGGAGCUACCGACCUCCAAGGCUUCAGGCACCUGUGCAGAAGCAGCCGUGCUGGACACAAAAGUCUCUGUUGCCCAGCUCCGAAAUGCAUUUCUGGAGUCUGCCAGAGCCAGCAAGAAACCUGAACUCCAAUCACGGGUUGAGAGAUCAACUGAAGGCGUUAACUUGUCUACCAGUAUGGAACAGGAGAGAGGGUCCCGGAAACCAAGACGCUAUUUUUCUCCUGGUGAAAGUAGAAAAACUUCCGAGAGAUUUAGAACUCAACCUAUAACCUCAGCAGAACGAAAGGAAUCAGAUCGGUAUACAUCAAGUUCAGAAAUGCCAACUGUAGAGGACGAAGAAAAGGUAGAUGAACGAGCCAAGCUAAGUGUUGCUGCCAAGAGGCUGCUUUUCAGGGAAAUGGAGAAAUCAUUUGACGAACAAAGUGUUCCAAGGAGACACUCGAGAAACUCGGCCGUGGAGCAAAGACUACGGCGGCUCCAGGACAGAUCACACACCCAGCCCAUCACCACUGAGGAAGUGGUCAUUGCAGCCACAUUACAGGCAUCUGCUCACCAAAAGGCUUUAGCCAAGGAACAGGCAAAUGAGGGCAAAGAUUUUACUGAACCAGGAGAACCUGAUUCCUCCACGCUGAGUUUAGUAGAGAAGUUGGCCUUGUUUAACAAAUUGUCCCAGCCUGUCUCAAAAGCCAUUUCUACCCGAAAGAGAAUAGACAUGAAGCAGAGAAGAAUGAAUGCUCGCUACCAAACUCAGCCAGUCACCCUCGGAGAGGUGGAGCAGGUACAAAGUGGGAAACUCAUCUCUUUUACCCCCACUGUGAACACAUCUGUGUCAACCAUGGCCUCUGCAGUCACCCCUACAUAUGCCGGGGAGCUCCGGACAAAGCCAUCAGCUGACAACAAUGCAAGUGCCACCGAGGGUAAAUUGCCCUCUUCCGUGGAAAAUUCAGACUCUCCAGUUAGAAGCAUUCUGAAAUCACCAGCUUGGCAGUCUUUGGGAGAAAACAGUGGGAGCAGAGGAAUGCUGAGAGAAUUUGGAGAAUCAGAAAACAAGAGUUUUUUGACAUCUGCAGAAAGUAAUAUAAAAACAUACGAGUCCUUUGAGGAAGUGGAAGCCUCCUACCCUGGCCCCAGUAGGGUGAGGGAAGCAGACAGCCAGAGGGAACAGAAAUGUGCUCUACCAAGGAAAGAAAGCCUGGAACUAGCUAGUACUCCUGUCACCCACCUUGGCGAUGAACCAAAGAAAUUUUCCACAGCUAAAAUCAGCACCCAGGGUAACUUGGAUGUGAAGGACAGGCCACCCUUUGAAGAGAAGGUAGAUGAGGAGAGCAUCACCAAAAGGAGAUUUUCACUCAAAGCUGAAUGCGAAGAACUGGCUUCUGAGCAGCUAGGGACAACUGAGGGGAAGACUUCAGGCACAGGGGCCUGGAAGCAGCAAGAUCCUUCAGAAACACUACAGAAAUAUUACAAGAGUCCGUGUGCGAUGUUUGCUACCGGAGAGAUCAAAGCACCUAUCGGAGAGGUCAUACUUGAUUCCUCUAGUAAAACCAUGUCAAUUAAAGAGAGGUUGGCACUGCUGAAGAAGAGUGGUGAAGAAGACUGGAAGAACAGACUUCAUCGAAAGCAGGAAUACGUCAAAGCAUCAGCCAGCAGCAGCCUACACAUCCAGGAAACAGAGCAGUCUCUGAAGAAGAAGCGGGUCACGGAAAGUCGGGAGAGCCAGAUGACCAUUGAGGAGAGGAAGCAGCUCAUCACCGUGCGGGAGGAAGCAUGGAAGACCAAGGGCAGAGGCGCUGCCAAUGACUCCACCCAGUUCACAGUGGCCGGCAGAAUGGUGAAGAAAGGCUUGGCAUCACCCACUGCCAUAACUCCAGUCUCAUCUCCUCUGUGUAGUAAGUCAAGAGGUACUACGCCAGUGUCCAAACCCCUAGAAGAUAUUGAAGCCAGACCAGAUAUGCAAUUGGAAUCAGACCUGAAGUUAGAUAAGCUAGAAACCUUUCUAAGAAGGCUAAAUAACAAAGUUGGUGGGAUGCAAGAAACGAUCCUCACUGUCACCGGGAAGUCUGUGAAGGAGGUGAUGAAGCUGGAUGAUGACGAAACCUUUGCCAAAUUCUAUCGCAGUGUGGAUUCUAACAUCCCAAAAAGUCCUGUGGAGUUAGAUGAAGAUUUUGAUGUUAUUUUCGACCCUUAUGCACCCAAAUUAACGUCGUCUGUGGCGGAGCACAAGCGUGCAGUUAGGCCCAAGCGCCGAGUCCAGGCUUCCAAAAACCCCUUGAAGAUGUUGGCGGCAAGAGAGGAUCUCCUCCAGGAAUACACGGAACAGAGGCUGAAUGUGGCCUUCAUGGAGUCCAAGCGGAUGAAGGUGGAAAAGAUGUCCUCCAACUCCAACUUCUCCGAAGUGACUCUGGCAGGCUUAGCCAGUAAGGAAAACUUCAGCAAUGUCAACUUGCGGAGUGUCAACCUGACAGAGCAGAAUUCUAACAACAGCGCUGUGCCCUACAAAAAGCUGAUGUUGUUACAGAUUAAAGGAAGAAGACACGUGCAAACAAGGCUGGUGGAGCCUCGCGCCUCAUCACUCAACAGCGGGGACUGCUUCCUUCUGCUGUCUCCCCAGUACUGCUUUCUGUGGGUUGGAGAGUUCGCAAAUGUCAUCGAAAAGGCAAAGGCGUCAGAACUAGCAACUUUAAUUCAGACAAAGAGGGAGCUUGGCUGCAGAGCUACCUAUAUCCAGACCAUUGAGGAAGGAAUUAAUACACACACUCAUGCAGCCAAAGAUUUCUGGAAGCUUCUGGGUGGCCAAACCACUUAUCAAUAUGCUGGAGACCCAAAGGAAGAUGAACUGUAUGAGACAGCCAUCAUAGAAACGAACUGCAUUUACCGUUUGAUGGAGGAUAAGCUUGUGCCUGAUGAUGACUACUGGGGGAAAGUUCCCAAGUGCUCUCUCCUGCAGUCCAGAGAGGUCCUGGUGUUUGAUUUUGGCAGUGAAGUUUACGUGUGGCAUGGAAAAGAAGUCACAUUGGCCCAACGGAAAAUAGCGUUUCAGCUGGCAAAGCACUUGUGGAACGGAACCUUUGACUAUGAGAACUGUGACAUCAAUCCUCUGGACCCUGGAGAAUGCAAUCCGCUUAUUCCCAGAAAAGGACAAGGACGGCCAGACUGGGCGAUAUUUGGGAGGCUUACAGAACACAAUGAGACUAUUUUGUUCAAAGAGAAAUUUCUCGAUUGGACUGAAUUGAAGAGACCUACAGAGAAGAACACCGGGGAACUUACCCCACAGAAGGAAGAUCCCAGAGCGGACAUCAAGCCAUGUGAUGUGACACGGAUGGUGGCGGUGCCCCAGGUGACAGCCAGCACUAUACUGGACGGAGUCAAUGUUGGCCGUGGCUAUGGCCUGGUGGAAGGGGAGGACAGGAGACAGUUUGAGAUUGCCAGUGUCUCUGUGGACGUGUGGCAUAUCCUGGAAUUUGACUACAGCCGUCUCCCCAGACAGAGCAUCGGGCAGUUCCAUGAAGGUGAUGCCUAUGUGGUCAAGUGGAAGUUCAUGGUGAGCACCGCAGUGGGAAGCCGACAAAAGGGAGAGCACCCGAUCCGAGUGGCUGGCAAAGAGAAAUGUGUGUACUUCUUCUGGCAAGGCCGGCACUCCACUGUGAGUGAGAAGGGAACGUCAGCUCUGAUGACCGUGGAGUUGGAUGAGGAAAGAGGGGCUCAAGUCCAGGUUCUGCAGGGAAAGGAGCCCCCCUGUUUCCUGCAGUGUUUCCAGGGUGGAAUGGUUGUGCACUCUGGGCGGCGAGAAGAGGAAGAAGAAAAUGUGCAGAGCGAGUGGAGGCUGUACUGCGUUCGGGGCGAGGUGCCCAUGGAGGGGAAUUUGCUGGAGGUGGCCUGCCACUGCAGCAGCCUGAGGUCCAGGACUUCAAUGGUGGUCCUCAACGUGAACAAGGCCCUCAUUUACCUGUGGCACGGAUGCAAAGCCCAAGCCCACACGAAGGAGGUUGGGAGGACCGCAGCAAAUAAGAUCAAGGAACAGUGUCCCCUGGAGGCAGGUUUGCACAGCAGUAGCAACGUGACGAUACAUGAGUGUGAUGAAGGAUCUGAGCCCCUGGGGUUCUGGGAGGCCUUAGGAAGGAGAGACAGGAAAGCAUACGAUUGCAUGCUUCAAGAUCCUGGCAGUUUUAACUUCGCACCCCGCCUGUUCAUCCUCAGCAGCUCAUCUGGGGAUUUCUCAGCCACGGAAUUUGUGUACCCUGCCCGAGCUCCCUCUGUGGUCAGCUCUAUGCCCUUCCUGCAGGAGGACCUGUACAGUGCACCACAGCCAGCGCUUUUCCUGGUUGACAAUCACCAUGAGGUAUACCUCUGGCAAGGCUGGUGGCCCAUCGAGAACAAGAUCACCGGCUCUGCCCGCAUCCGCUGGGCCUCUGACCGGAAGAGUGCAAUGGAGACUGUCCUGCAGUACUGCCGAGGAAAGAACCUCAAGAAGCCACCUCCCAAGUCUUACCUCAUCCAUGCUGGUCUCGAGCCCCUGACGUUCACCAACAUGUUUCCCUGCUGGGAGCACAGGGAAGACAUUGCUGAGGUCACGGAAAUGGACACGGAGGUUUCCAAUCAGAUCACCCUUGUGGAAGAUGUCUUGGCCACACUCUGUAAAACCAUCUACCCACUGGCUGAUCUCCUAGCCAGGCCACUCCCAGAAGGAGUGGAUCCUCUAAAGCUGGAGAUUUAUCUCACUGAUGAAGACUUCGAGUUUGCUCUAGAUAUGACAAGAGAUGAAUACAGCGCACUGCCCACCUGGAAACAGGUGAAUCUGAAGAAAGCAAAAGGCCUGUUCUGAGUGCCACAGAUGCCGGAGGAGCCUCAUGGUCACCUUCAACCAUAGCACCCCAAAAAUGGAUACUUUUUUCAGACUGAUUUUUUUUUAUUAUUUUGAAAUCAGAGGGUUUUUUUAAAACCCCAAACCUGAUCUUAUUAACGAUACCGCUUGUCCUGGAGUUGUGUAUUUUGUAAAUGUUUUAAGAGAACUCUUUGGAAAUGUGCUUUCCGCAAUUCAGCAGGUGAUGUCAAUUAAAGCAUUUCUCCGUGCACUUGACCGGUGAUUUAGAGCCACAGCUCUGCCCUCUUCCUUUGACUACACAUGGCCGACUCUCUUUUUGUAGCAGUUCUCUUUAUAAAAGUGUUAUUUUGAUAGUUUGUGGAUUCUAAAAUAUAUAUAUUUAUAUAAACACCAUAUAAAUCAAAUAUGUAUUUAAAAAAGCAAUAUGUAUUCAUUCACUUUUAAUUUCUUUUUUUGAUGUCAAAAUAUUACUGCAAGAUAGCUGAAAUUGCUUCUGUUGGCUUCAGUCUGCCACCCGUCUGUAUCCUCACCUAUUCAGAAGCAUUUCCUGUCACAUUAGAUCUGACUUGUUUUGAGUACUGCUUCCGGUGCUAAAAAUGAACAGAAAAAAAAAUGUACUGAAUGGCAUGGACUCCGAAGAAUCUAUGCAAAUCUACCUUUAAUAUCUCCCCAGAAAUAUAUAGUGCCUUGUUUCGAUGUACAGUUUAUAUACAGAAAAGUUUGCUCUGCCUUUUUGAUGAUGGUUUUAAAUGUUAUCUACAGUUUUACUCUCAAAUAGUAGAAAGAAAAACAUCUCAAUUUCUAAUACCCAUUGUAAACAUUACACAGUGUCAUUUUGUGACAUAAGGACCCCUCCAAAAAAAAAUAAAAACUUCAGAAUAAUCACAA